Messenger RNA from Sinocyclocheilus anshuiensis, 2613 nucleotides. RefSeq names its product mutS homolog 5 (gene msh5). Gene Ontology annotation, biological process: chiasma assembly; mismatch repair. Lineage: Eukaryota; Metazoa; Chordata; Actinopteri; Cypriniformes; Cyprinidae. The record is from RefSeq and is a predicted model, not a curated record. The coding region runs from base 1 to 2613 and encodes 870 amino acids. Gene Ontology annotation, molecular function: ATP-dependent DNA damage sensor activity; mismatched DNA binding; ATP binding. Gene Ontology annotation, cellular component: nucleus. The transcript has 28 exons.
AUGGACAACAGCGACCUCCACCUGCUGGAUAGAGUCAUACAGGAGCUGAGUCCAAACGUCUUAAUAACAAGUGCAAAACAAGAGCAGAGCUUGCUCGAGUUUAUCGAAAAGCUCGAAUUAAAUCCUGAAUAUAAGCCUGAAAUAGUCAUGUUUCCAAAUGCAAACUUUGGUCUGGAGAUCAGCAGACAGCGACUCCUCUCAGCACACAUCCCAUCUCUCCCUCCCACCAUCACAGAGAGCGAGAAAAUCCCGUAUCUCUCCUCCUGUAUCCCAUUAGACUCAGUGCUGAUGAUGAGGUCAAUAGGAGGGCUGUUGAAGUGUCUGGAGAGGAGGAGAGUUGGCUUAGACAUGGAAGACAGCAGUAUGGGCGUCCCCAUAUUGCAGUUUUUGGCUUACACGCUGAAAGAUGUUGUGUACAUCGACAAAGACACAUAUAGUGCCCUCCAGAUCUUUAAAUCUGAGCUGCAUCCUUCCGUCUUUAAGCUCCAGUUAGGAGAGAAAGAAGGAUUGAGUCUUUAUGGUGUUCUGAAUUGCUGUCGGAGCAAGUUUGGCUCUCUGCUUUUACGGCAGUGGUUCCACAGACCUACUCGAGAUCUGAACAUUCUGAAGAAGCGUCAGGAAGUGAUCCGUUUCUUCACAUCCCCUCGUAACUUUGCUGAUCUUAACACUUUGCAGAGUUCCCUGCGGAAUAUCAAGAACAUCUCGACGCUGCUGCAUAAAAUGUCUCUCGCUAACCCGAAGGUUGUCGUCUGGCAAAGUCUGUAUAAGACGGUGUACAAUGCAUUGUGCAUUAGGGACACCAUUCGCUCCAUGCCCCAGUCCAUCCAACUCUUCAGUGAAAUCAGUCAAAACUUCACUGAUGAUCUUUUCUACAUCGCUACAUACAUCAGUAAAGUGGUGGACUUUGAAGGAAGUGUAGCUGAGAACCGAUUCACUGUCAGGCCGAAUGUCAAUCCUGUUAUUGACGAGAAGAAAAGAAGGAUGAUGGGUCUCCCAGAUUUCCUGACAGACGUGGCUCGUGCUGAGCUGGAAAAACUGGACCCUCGCUUCUCCACCUGCAGCAUCAUCUACAUCCCUCUGAUUGGAUUUUUACUGUCGGUGCCAAGAUUACCCACCAUGCUGGAUAAACAGAGCUUUGAGAUUGAGGGUCUUGAUUUCAUGUUCCUGUCAAAGGAUCAACUGCAUUACCGCAGCGUUCGAACCAAAGAGCUGGACAGCAUGCUGGGAGACCUGCAUUGUGACACCUUGGAUCUGGAGAUGGUGGUAAUGAGGAAGCUUCAAGCCUCAGUGCUUCAGCGGAGCGACUGUUUGUAUAAGGUCAUGUCUCUGUGUGCAGAGCUGGACUGUCUCAUUGCUUUGGCUCAGGCUUCUCUGGAUCACGGCUACUGCUGUCCAACCCUGACAUCAAACCACAGACUGGCCCUGAUUGAGUCACGCCAUCCUUUGCUGGAACUGUGUACUCCAGUAUUUGUGUCAAACACCUACAUCAGCUCUGAAACUGAAGGCAAAGUGAAAGUUAUUACAGGACCAAAUUCCUCCGGCAAGAGCAUCUAUCUAAAACAGGUGGGACUGAUUGUGUUCAUGGCGCUGAUUGGCUCAGAUGUUCCUGCUAAAGAGGCAGAGAUUGGGCUGGUGGAUGGAAUCUUCAGCCGCAUGCAUAGCCGUGAGUCUGUAUCAGUGGGUCUGAGCACCUUCAUGUUAGACUUGAACCAGAUAACAAGUUCCUUGAACCACAGCACUGGGGAUUCUCUUGUUCUAGUGGAUGAGUUUGGUAAAGGAACCAACACUGUGGAUGGAUUGGCUCUCCUGACUGCAAGUCUCAAUAACUGGAUGCGUCGUGGGCCGCAGUGUCCUCACUUACUUAUGUCGACAUGCUUCCACAGCCUCAUACAGCUGGGCUUGAUCUCUGAUUCUCCACUGCUGGAUUUACUGACUCUAGAGACAGCAAUAGAGGGAGAAGAGCUGGUGUUUUUGUACCAAGUGAAAAACGGCAUCUGCCAGUCGAGUUGUGCGGCUAAUAUCGCCACUCUGGCUGGCAUUCCUGAUGACCUGGUCAAGAGAGGAGUGGAGGUGUCAGAGUUAUACAGAACAGGAAGAACCAUCAGAAAGAUGAACAGCCCAUCUUCAGAUGAACAGUACAGCAGGUGUGUUGAGGUGGUGGAGAAAUUCCUCAGUAUUGAUCUGGAUGACCCUGAGCUGGAUCCCGAUUCUUACUUGAAAGACGAGGUGCUCCCAGCACUUGAAGAGAAAGGCCACUUCGGAUCUGGAAUAUGGUGUAUUCGGAAAGAGAAAGUGAAGGAGGAUGUUCUUAUCAGCAUUUUGAAUCAUAAUGAAUCAGCAGCACAUGGCUCAGGAUUUGGAUUCUGGUCCAAAAUCAGCAUGAGCAACUUUGACUGCAAGAAGAGCCAUAAGAUUCAUGCAGCCAAACGCAAAUUCGACACCCAUAAGAUGAACGAGGGUCUUUCGGGUUUGGAACGACAUGAAGAAAUGAUCAAGCCAGCACUGGUGGAAGGCUACAUUUGCAUUCCUUCCAACAAUUAUUUCACUGUUUUUGCUCCUGAGACUCCUGCACCAGAGACCCGCGAGGAGGUUCUGGAACACCAGCAGUCAUGA